Ricinus communis (castor bean) is the source of this 1798-nucleotide messenger RNA. RefSeq names its product protein BONZAI 3-like. Gene Ontology annotation, cellular component: plasma membrane. Gene Ontology annotation, molecular function: calcium-dependent phospholipid binding. Lineage: Eukaryota; Viridiplantae; Streptophyta; Magnoliopsida; Malpighiales; Euphorbiaceae. The record is from RefSeq and is a predicted model, not a curated record. Gene Ontology annotation, biological process: cellular response to calcium ion.
UUAAGAACAAUAAAAAAAAAAAAAGCAGAAUUUCCCUUCUUCUUCUCUCGAUUUUCCGCUAAAAAGCCUUUUAACGCGUAUAUAUUAUAGCUAAAGCCGCAGUAAGCGAAUAUAUAGUUGCAGCAAAUUGAAAGAGAAGAGCGAUUUGAUAUCAAGAACUUUGAGAACAUUGUUUAAAAUAGAAGAGGAAUAUUAUAUUAUAAACAAAAUUAGCUUUUGAGAAAUUUAAUUUUUUUUUUUUUGUUUUGUGAAUACAGAUUUUUUUUGAGAGAUUGAGAGUAUAGAAAUUGAACUUGAGAGGGAGAGAUGGGAGGAUGUGUAUCAGGUGAUGUAAAAGGGAUUGGAGGGGCCCAACAAAGGCCCACCGAUCCACCCGGUCAGAAUGAUGCUGCCGAUUUCUUCUUUCGCUCGCGUGGUCUCCAUUCUCUUUCCACUCAAAUCGAGCUGGCAUUAUCAGCUUCAAAGUUACUUGAUCGUGAUAUCACAUCAAAGAGUGAUCCAAUGGCGGUUAUAUAUCUAAAGAAGAAAGAUGGCAAACUAGAGGAAGUUGGCCGCACUGAAGUCAUUUUAAACAGCUUAAACCCUUCUUGGAUCGAAAAGAUUAUAAUUGCCUAUCAGUUUGAGACAUUACAGCUGCUAGUCUUUCACAUUUAUGAUGUAGAUACCAAAUAUCACAAUAUACCUGUGAAGUCACUAAAGUUGAAGGAUCAGCAAUUCUUGGGAGAAGCUAGUUGUUUUCUGUCUGAGAUAGUGACCAAACUGAAUCAAACAGUGACCCUGAAUCUCCAACACAGAAGUGGGCAUGGAGUUUUGACUAAUUUAGGGACACUCAACAUCCAUGCUGAGGAAACAGUUGCUUCUAGGACUGCCAUUGAGCUAACAUUCCAUUGUUCCAACCUGGAUAACAAAGAUAUAUUUUCGUUGCAGGACCCUUUCCUAAGAAUAUCUAGAUUACUAGAGAGUGGUGCUUACAUACCUAUAUGUAAGACUGAGGUGGUGAACAAUAAUCUGAAUCCAGUUUGGAGGCCCCUAUAUCUGAGCAUGCAGCAAUUUGCAAGCAAGAAUAACCCACUGGUUAUUGAGUGCUUUGAUUUCAACAGCAAUGGCAAUCAUGUUCUGAUUGGGAAGGUCCAGAAAUCGGUGUCUGAUCUGGAAAAGAUGCACAGAGAAAAAGGCGGUGUGAAUUUCAUCUUACCAUCUCAUCAAGGUCAUGAAAAGGUUCUGAAGGGUCAGCUGUUUGUGGAUCAAUUCGUGGAGAAGGAGCAGUACAGCUUUCUGGAUUAUAUUUCCAGUGGCUUUGAGCUAAAUUUUAUGGUUGCUGUUGACUUCACUGCUUCAAAUGGGAAUCCUCGACAUCCUGAUUCCUUACACUAUAUUGAUCCUUCAGGCCGGUUGAAUUCUUAUCAGCAGGCUAUAAUGGAAGUGGGGGAGGUAAUACAAUUCUAUGAUUCUGAUAGGUGUUUUCCUGCCUGGGGAUUUGGGGGAAGGACGCCUGCUGGUAAAAUUUCACAUUGUUUUAACUUGAAUGGAAAUCCAAGUGGCUUUGAGGUCGAGGGUGUUGAAGGCCUCAUGGCUGCCUAUGCCACUGCUCUACAGAAUGUUGCUCUAGCAGGACCCACUUUGUUUGGCCAAGUGGUUAAUACAGCUGCACAGAUUGCUGGUCAGUCUCUUUCAGAGAACAAUAAGAAGUACUUUGUGUUGCUCAUUCUAACGGUAAUUGAACCAUAGGAGCGAAAGUGUACCUUCUUUCUUUUUUAUUUGUUUAUUCUUUUAAAUUUAUAAAGGAAAAUUUACCUUA